AGAGUAGGUGGCACUCUGAGAAGUCCACAGAAGGAGCAGUGCUUUUCCUGCGUGACUUUACUUCUUGCUGGUGAGUGCAUCGGUCUUGCUGCCGCCGCUGCUGCCGUCCUUCCCUGACAUUGGAGUCAGCUUCUUGGGCCUUCUAGUGUGGACUGAAGACCACUGAAGAAGCUGUCCCGGUGUCUUCCGAGCCCUCAGUGCCAGAUUGAAGCUCCCGAGACUUCCAGCCUUGUGCACAGAGCCUCUUCAUCAUGGAGACAGCCAUCGUCGGACUGUCCAGGCCUGAGGAGGGUUUGGUGAGCUUUGAGGAUCUGGUGGUGCACUUCACCCAGGAUGAGUGGGAUUUGCUGGAUCCUUCUCAGAAGACUCUCUAUGGAGAUGUGAUGCUGGAGACCUUCAGGAACUUCACUGCCACAGGAUAUGAAUGGGAAGAUGAGACAGUUGAAGACCAGUGUGAAGAUCCUGAAAUUAAUCUAAGGAACAUCGUCUCUCACUCUGAAUACACACAGUAUGAACAUGAGGAAUUUGAAGAGAAGCCACCUGAUUCUAGUUUUCUCGAAAGUAUUGAAGGAUGCAUGGAAACUAAGACUUCGAGUGGACCCUCUGUGUGUGAGGUAUGUUUAAAGACCUUUGGACUGUACCACCUAACUUAUAAUGGACAUCACAACUACGACUACAAGGAACUCAGAGGAAGCCAGACUGAGGAAAAUGACUCUGAAGGUAAUCAGUGUGAGAAAACUUCCGGCUCCCUUCAAAAAGAAGAAAAAAUUCAUACUGGGAAAAAACUCUAUGUGUGUCAAGAGUGUGGGAAAGCGUUUAGGUAUCCCAGUGCCCUUCAAUUACACGAAAGAAUUCAUACUGGAGAAAAACCGUAUGAGUGUAAGGACUGUGGGAAAGCCUUUAGAGGUCUCAGUGCCCUUCACUUACAUGAAAGAAUCCACACUGGAGAAAAGCCCUAUGAGUGUAAGCAGUGUGGGAGAGCCUUCACUUACCUCAGUGCCCUUCAACUGCAUGAAAGAAUUCACACUGAGGAAAGACCCUGUGAGUGUAAACAGUGCGGUAAAACCUUUAGAUAUAGCAGGGCCCUCAAAUUACAUGAAAGAAUUCAUACCGGAGAAAAGCCCUAUGAAUGUAAACAAUGUGGGAAAUUUUUCAGAAGUCACAGGACCCUUAAGUUACAUAAACGAAUUCACACCGGAGAAAAACCCUAUGAAUGCAAAGAGUGUGGGAAAGCCUUUAGAUGGCUCACUUCUCUGAAGUUACAUGAGAAGAUCCAUACUGGAGAAAAACCCUAUGAAUGCCAGGAGUGUGGGAAAGCUUUCCGGUGCCAGGCCUCCUAUCAUAGACAUAAAAUAACUCAUGGUGGAGAGACAUUGUAUGAAUGUAAAGAGUGUGGGAAGUCCUUCAUUUAUCCCUCUUUACUUCAAGUGCACGAAAGAACUCACACUGGUGAAAAGCCCUUUGAGUGUAAGCUCUGCGGUAAAGCCUUUAGGUGUCAGUCCUCGCUUCGACUGCACGAGAGAACACACACCGGGGAAAAACCCUAUGACUGUAAGCACUGUGGCAAAGCCUUUUCAAGUUAUAAUUACCUUCGAUUUCAUGAAAGGAGCCACACCGGAGAGAAGCCCUACGAAUGUAAGGACUGCGGUAAAACCUUCACACAUCGCUCUUACCUUCGAUCCCAUGAAAGAAGGCAUACCGGGGAGAAACCGUACCAGUGUGUGCAGUGUGGCAGAUCCUUCAGCCGGCAUAGUUCCUUUAAGAGACAUCAGUCUGUUCACGGAGAAAACCCAUAUGAACAGUAUCUAAUUCCAUUAUCCCCAUUUCCUUCAAAGGAAUGAAAGAGCAGAUUGGUACAAACCCUUUGAAUGUAAACAGUGUAGCAAAUACCCCCUUCCACAUAAAACACUUACUCAAGAAGGAGGAACCUUUUAUAUGUAAACUGUGUGGCAUAGCCUUCAGGGUCACAGUGUCCUUCAAAGAAGGAAUUCUUGCUGGGCAAAGUUUAUGUUUGUUACCAGUGUGGUAAGUAUUGAUUGUUAUGCUUCCUUUCAGAGAAGUAAGUUAAUUCAUGCUGGGCAAAUGCUCUAUGAAUGUACAAGAUAUGGUUAAUCUUUCAUUUAUCUGUUUGCCUUAAAAUCAUGACAGAACGCCUAGUGGGAAAAAACCCCACACAGUGUGGGGGUAAACAAUGUGGAAAAGCCUUCAGGUGUCACAGGUCCUUUCACUAGCGUGAAUGAAAUGUCUUGUUGGAAAGAAAAUGUGAAUGUAAGGUGUGUUAAGGCCUUUAGGUAGCAUCGUUCCCUUAGAUUCCGAGAAUGUAUUCCAACUGGAAAAGUUUCCAACUGGAAAUCACUGUGAAGUCUUCAAGGCCACAGCUCUUUAAGAAGCUCCUGGUGCUGGAAGGUGGGCGGUUUUGCAAGUGUCAGGAGUGUGGGAACGCAGUGGCUGUUGGGAGAUGGACAUUUCCUUUGCAGCGGCUUCCCAUGACUGGCUUGUGCUCUUGUAAAUACCCCAAAUUAAACUCAAUGGUUCCUCAAGCCACACUUGUGUAGGAUCAUUCUUGGUCUCUGUCAUUGAUGCCUGGUCUGGGAUGAACAGACCUUCAUAAAUGUCUUCAGGCUUUUAAGGCUGUGCUGUGUUUACAUCAGUGUGAAACCCCAAGAAGGAAUGAAGGCUGUGGCUUGAAGUACUGUGUUGCUUUCUGUCUUGGGUGGGUGCUUCAGUUGUCAACCUGAUGCAGUCUGCUGUCCCCUGGGAAAGGGGUCUCAGUGCUGACCUGUCUGUCUUAGGUUUGCAUUGACGUGGCUGUGAGGGAAUUUCUUACUAGGGUUAAUUGAGGUAGGAAGAUCCAUCCUGAAGGAUGGUGUCACUACUGUUAUAUGGACUGUAUGAAAAGGACAGAAGUAACUGAGUGCAGAGAUUCCUUGCUGUCUGCCUUGGGACUGUGUCUACUGCUGUGUCAAGCUCCUGUCACCAUGACUGGCCCACAGUAAUGGAUAGUAACCUGAAACUGAGCUGAAAUAAACCCUUUCUUACCUAAA
This is a messenger RNA of Apodemus sylvaticus (European woodmouse), 3044 nucleotides long. RefSeq names its product zinc finger protein 14-like. Gene Ontology annotation, biological process: regulation of transcription by RNA polymerase II. The record is from RefSeq and is a predicted model, not a curated record. Lineage: Eukaryota; Metazoa; Chordata; Mammalia; Rodentia; Muridae. Bases 252 to 1841 code for a protein of 529 amino acids. Gene Ontology annotation, molecular function: DNA-binding transcription activator activity, RNA polymerase II-specific; RNA polymerase II cis-regulatory region sequence-specific DNA binding. Gene Ontology annotation, cellular component: nucleus. The transcript has 4 exons.